Molecule: messenger RNA, 1712 nt
Organism: Capsella rubella
Lineage: Eukaryota; Viridiplantae; Streptophyta; Magnoliopsida; Brassicales; Brassicaceae
Product: ethylene-responsive transcription factor RAP2-2
Exons: 3
Coding region: 192-1349 (385 amino acids)
Biological process (GO): ethylene-activated signaling pathway; regulation of DNA-templated transcription
Molecular function (GO): DNA-binding transcription factor activity; DNA binding
Source: RefSeq, a predicted model, not a curated record
CGACGCACCCUUUCUCAAUCUCUCUGGAGAGAGUAACACAGACUAAUAUAAUAGAAAUCAAGAGAGAGAUAGAGAGAGGAAAUUAAAAAGAGAGAACCCCGAAGAAGAUAAUAUUUAGAGUUUGGUCCGAAAGAUUCUAUUUCUGAUCAUUUUACACCCCCUGAAAGAGUUGAGCUUUUGUGAAAGCCGCCAUGUGUGGAGGAGCUAUAAUCUCCGAUUUCAUACCGCCGCCGAGGUCCCGCCGCGUGACGAGCGAGUUUAUAUGGCCGGAUCUGAAAAACAAAGGGAAAGUAUCGAAGAAGAGAUCGACGAAGCGAUCAGAUUUCUUCGAUCUGGACGAAGAAUUUGAAGCUGAUUUCCAAGGGUUUAAGGAUGAGUCGUCUUUUGAGUGCGAUGAUGAUGUCUACGCAAAUGUGAAGCCUUUUGUCUUCAACGCAACUACCAAACCUGUAGCUUCACCUGCCUCCGCCUUCGUCUCUACUGGUUUUACUUCUGCCAAGAAAACUGUAGAGUCCGAUGGCCAAGCUGAGAAAUCUUCUAAGAGGAAGAGGAAGAAUCAGUACCGUGGGAUUAGGCAGCGCCCAUGGGGCAAAUGGGCCGCUGAGAUUCGUGAUCCCAGGAAAGGCUCCCGAGAAUGGCUUGGAACGUUUGACACAGCUGAGGAAGCAGCAAGAGCCUACGAUGCUGCAGCACGCAGAAUCCGCGGUAGCAAAGCUAAGGUCAAUUUCCCAGAGGCGAAGAUCCCUAGCAUCUCCCAGAAACGCCCUAGCGUUAGGACCAGUAAUCUUCAGAAACCAGUUGCUAAACCAAACCAAAGCCCAACAUUGGUUCAGCAGCCAACAUAUCUGAGUCAGCAGUACUGCAACAACUCUUUUGACAACAUGGGACAUGAGUCUUUUGGUGAUGUGAGUUUCAUGGAAGAGAAACCUCAGAUGUACAACAAUCAGUUUGGUGUAACAAACUCGUUUGAUGCUGGAGGUAACAACGGAUACCAGUACUUCAGCUCUGAUCAGGGCAGUAACUCAUUUGACUGCUCUGAGUUCGGGUGGAGUGAUCACGGCCCCAAAACACCCGAGAUCUCGUCAAUGCUAGUCAAUAAUAACCAAGCUCCGUUCAUUGAAGAAACCAAUGCAGCCAAGAAGCUUAAACCUAACGCCGAGGACAGGAUGAACCACAAUGAUGAGUCUGAUGAUCUCAUGGUAUACCUUGACAACGCCUUAUGGGACACUCCACUAGAAGUGGAAGCUAUGCUUGGCCCAGAUGCUGGUGCGGUGACUCAGGAAGAGGAAAACCCAAUGGAACUGUGGAGCUUAGAUGAUAUCAGUUUCAUGCUGGAAGGAGACCUUUGAAGUGAUUGAUGGUUCCUUAGUUUGUAAAUAAAGCUGUGUGUUGGAUUUUGCUGUUGGGGGAUGGUACAAGUCACGCCUAGCUCUUGUCUCAAUGGUAUCUAUCUUAUGAGUCUUCCUUUUCCCUUGGGAGGGUCUCUUUAAGUUUUCUGAAUAAAAAAGGUGUGAUGAAGUAUAUAGAGGUAUGAUAUAUCUAAUGAGUCAAUGUAUGUUCCUUCAUUUUUGUCUUUCUUUCUAUUUAAAUGACAGUUUAUUAAUCUUCUGAGCUCUCUUGUCAUAGCGUAUCAUCACCCUCGAAUGUGUUUUUGUUUUGUUUUGUACCCCCUAAACAUAUUUAACAUUAUAAUAAAAUUAUCUUUGGAACCU